Messenger RNA from Fundulus heteroclitus (mummichog), 2468 nucleotides. It is a transcript of the gene gtse1, whose product is annotated as G-2 and S-phase expressed 1. Gene Ontology annotation, cellular component: microtubule cytoskeleton; cytoplasmic microtubule. Lineage: Eukaryota; Metazoa; Chordata; Actinopteri; Cyprinodontiformes; Fundulidae. Gene Ontology annotation, molecular function: microtubule binding. The record is from RefSeq and is a predicted model, not a curated record. Bases 195 to 2255 code for a protein of 686 amino acids. The transcript has 12 exons.
AAUAGGCAAUAAUUUAUGUCCACAAGACGUCACCAGCGGAUGCUAAGAGUUCUGGGUUAUAGUUUAAGUCCCAUACUGGUUGACGAUGUCUGGAAAAGGGCUAGCAAGCUAAUGGACAGUUAGCCCGGAGUCCUGCACCCUCGUCACAGUCGUCUCUAGACUGGACCAGUCCGUUUCCUCCGGAGAGCAGCGACAUGGCGUGUGAAGCUAACAGCGAUGUGUGCUUUCUGCAAGACGAGAAGUUUGACUUCGACGUGUCCCUGUCACCUGCCAGCUCCAAGGGUGAAGAGGAGGAAGAGGAUGAGGUGUUCGUGGGCGUCGUCAGCCACAAAGAGCGGCGUGUUUCCGACGACGCGUCGUCUCGACUCGAGGACGGCGGCUGCAACGCGUCGCCGGACUGGACCCCGUUGACCGGCGACCUGCUGGAAGCUGUGUGUGAAGAAGCCCACAGACUGGCCAGCCAGCUGCAAGGCGGAGAGCCGCGCGCCGAGGGGACCAGCGCCACCCAGCCGACGUCUGCCGCGGCAGCUAGCCCUGCGGCGGGGGCGGAGGAGUUCACCCAGGACCCCGAAGUUAAAUUGGGGAUGCUGGGCCGCGCCGCCGGUGCACCCGGCUUCAUCAAACGUCAGACCUUCUGUGUGCAGGACAGCCCCAUGAAGCAGCUGCCCCCUGCCAUCCAGCGCCAACAGCUGAGAGCGGGCAGGACCUCAUCCGGCCACCCCGCUGCCAGACUCAGUGCCUCCAGCCCCAUGGUGGGCGCCAGGCCUCCGUCCAGAACCACGCUGCGAGGGAAGGCGACGCUGGGCGCCGCCGGAGUGCUGCCCAGUAGACCGGUGGCUCCGGCUGCUUCCCGCUCAGCCUGCAAGAGCGGACCGGACAAAGCCAGACUGCGGCCACCAAGCAGAACUGCAGGAGUUUUGAGGCAGAGCCCGUCGUCUCGUCCUAUUAACAGGGCAGAGUCUUCAGAAGAUUUACUCUCUGAUUCAGUGAGCGUGGCCUCUGACACCAGCGACUGCUCCCUCAACUCCAGUCUGCUGGGUAAACGGACGCUGGCCCCGCCCUCCAAGAGUGCCGGACUGAGAAGGCUCUCUGGUGCUAAAGUUCCCCCUAUUCAGAGCAGGAGGCCCACAGACAGGAAGAACACCUCUUCAUCGUCAUCCUCACUGUCCAGCUUCAACACUAGCCUGUCCCCUGCUAAAGGUAAACUGAACCGAAGCCUGAGCAGCUCCGUUGGACCCGGCAGCGUCAGCAGAGAGCCGGGUCUGAGCAGAACUCGUCGUUCCACUAUCUCCAGCUCUGCAGGGCCGCUUUCCUCCAGCACAGCGUCGCGCUCACAGCCCAGCCAGGCCAAAAAGCUGCUUGAUGGAGAGCGUGCCAAAGCCAGAUCCACAUCCUUAAAGAGAGUAGAGAGCACACCCAUCCAGCCCACUCCACCAAAGAGAGUGCUAGAGAGAGCCAUGUCUGUCGGCUCGGUCCGGCUGCUGAGAUCUAAACCCGCGGCGCUGGUUCAUUCGACGCCCAGCUUAGAGAACAAAGGAGUCGAGUGCACAGAUGGGGGAUCCAAGGUGAUGAAGCCCAAAGGCCUCUCAGUCAGCACCGCAGACAGUCGCCCUCAGAAGCUGCCAGCUGGCUCUCUGACGCCCUCUGUUGGCGGCUGUAAGCCUGUGGCAGCACGGCGGCCUUCUGGCCUUCCCACGCCAGUGAAGCGCAGGACGUCUACCUUGCUGACCCCCUCCAGCCAGACCAGGACGUUCAGGCCGCCAUCUACAACAGAUUCCAGCAUCAGUCACACGCUAACUUCAGCAGAGAAAGCCCAGAGGUGCAGCCCUGCUCCCAAAGGCAAAGAGGAGGAAGAGCCUGUUCAUAUCCCUGACAUUCAGCCGUUCUGUCUGGAGGAGGAGGACCCCCCCGCCACCCUACCUGCCAGCGGCCCAGAGACGAAGCCGGGGCACAUCACGCAUGUCGGAGCGCUGACGGUGAGUGAACCCAUUCCCACCGGCGGUCCACUGGAACCGGAGAUGACGGAGGGGAGCGCAGCCAAGACCCAGGAGGUUCUCCUGCUGGAUCUCCCACCGCCGACCCUCCAGCCCCAAGAGAAACUCCUCAUCGAUCUGGCCAACACCCCCGAGCUGAUUCGCACCAACAGCAAGAGCUGCACCACAACUCAGCUAAUUGACCUGAGCUCUCCUCUUAUCAAGUGGAGUCCAGAGGAAAAAAAAGAGAACAAUGCUCCGCUCAUCAACCUGUCCUUCUGAUCCGCCUGAGGCUACAAACAUCUCCCGUUAUUUAAAUGGAACCAGCGGCUUUCUGUCUCCAGAAACCCAGGACACUGUCAAAUGAAUGAUUUGAUUCAAGGAUAAUGUGUUAAAUAAUCAUUGUGAGUCUGCUUUAGUUUUCAACUGAGUGUACUUUUAUCGUCUCCUUCUUGCUGUUUUAUAAAUAAAUGUUAGUCACUACUGUAGACCUGC